Messenger RNA from Seriola dumerili (greater amberjack), 2477 nucleotides. RefSeq names its product TPX2, microtubule nucleation factor (gene tpx2). Gene Ontology annotation, biological process: regulation of mitotic spindle organization; activation of protein kinase activity. The transcript has 17 exons. Gene Ontology annotation, cellular component: spindle; microtubule. Bases 72 to 2240 code for a protein of 722 amino acids. The record is from RefSeq and is a predicted model, not a curated record. Lineage: Eukaryota; Metazoa; Chordata; Actinopteri; Carangiformes; Carangidae.
UUGCAGAUUCAUCUGCGUCGCCCCGAGAACAGACGGUGUCGGCGAGUUGUGGAAUAACACAGCCUGAGAUUAUGGCCCAAAGCGAUUCGGAGGGUCUCCCUGAACUCUACGAGUUUGACGCCCCUUCCCACGUCAUCGACCUCCAAGAAUUGGAGAAUGCAGACAGCGACGAUAGGUGGUUUGAACAUCAGGCUGGGGGAGCUGAUGCUGACCUUGCUACACCUUUGAGAAAGCCCUUUAUGAGAAGCGACAUGCCCAGCCUGCCCAAAGCCAUUGUAACUCCUCAAGUCAAGACAGAUGUGGAUGCUGGUCCUGGUACAGCCACAUCUCCACCUCCAAACAUUGUCACAUCCUGGGGUGCUGAAACUCAGACUGAUGCCCAACCAAGGAGGAGGACUGCGAAUCAACCCCCUGUCCAACCACGCAGGGUUUCAAAACGUAAAGGGAUGCCCAGCACCUCAAUUCAACAACCAUCAGCUCAACCACCAUCAAAGAAACACAAAAUGAGUCCUGUUGCCCGACCAACUCGAAAAUCCACGAUGGUCCUCCGCAGGAGUGGGCUGCUGAAUUCCAGGAAGACACCCAAGGCCCGGGCGGCAGCUUCCAACACUGCAAACAGAGAGCAUGUUAGCUCUGAGGAGCAGGAGCUGGAGCGCAUCAGGAACCUCCAGAAGGAAGUGGCUCUGCAUCGCAAGAAGAACGAGGCCAGCUACAAAGCUGCCCUGGCUGGAAAUGCACCACUGAAGAAGACGGCCAUGUCCACAACUGUGCCUAAAGAGUUCCAUUUCAACACAGACACCCGUGUUAAGGCAACCACUUCAUCCAGUACAUCCCAAAAGGAAGUGGACUUCAUUAGUCAGCUUCGCAAACCUUCCUCCCCAGCAAAGACCAAGAAAGGUGCCACAGUUCCCAAACCCUUCAACCUGUCCACAGGCAACAAGAGGAAGAUGGAGGGGCCGGGCGCCUACGUGCCCAUGGCUCAGCAGAUAGCGCAGUUUCAGAAACGAACCCCCGACCGAUACCAUCUGCGAAGCCGCCAGAGCCAGGAGAGAGGGCCAUCCCCAGUGAAGGGUGACCACCUGAAGCUCACCCAGCCUCAUACCCCACACCUCAUGACCCGCCAGAGGAGCCGGCCACCCACUGUGAAGAGCAGUGCGGACCUGGAGGCUGAAGAGGUGGACAAACUGAACAAGUUUAAAUUCAAGGCCCUGGAGCUGAACAGGAAAAUACUGGAGAAUGUCCAGGACUUGAAGAAGCCAGCAGUGAAGGAGCCCACUGUACCUGAAGGCUUCGAGCUGCAGAUUGAAAAGAGGCUCCAGGGAAGGCAGGCUACCAAGAAGCCUCAGGAGGAUGAAGAGAAGCCACACAUCUUUAAACCACAGCCUCUGCCCAAAAAGAUCCUGGAAGGAGUAGUGGGAUUACCAGAGAAGAAAGUGCUGCAUCCAACUGUUCCAGAGUCUCCAGCUUUUGCGCUGAAGAAGAGAGUUCGUGUGGAUCGCAAGGUCGAGGAAGAAAAACAGCCAUCACCAGUGAAGCCCCCGCCAGUGCCUCACUUCGGCCUCCCCUUCCAGCCCCGGCUCCCAGAGAACCGCCACGUGGAGGUCUGUCCCUUCUCCUUUGAAGAGAGGGAGCGAGAGAGGAGGGCACUGAAAGAGAAGAGGCUGGAGGACAAGCGAAAUGAAGAGGUUCCACAGUUCAAGGCUCAGCCACUGCCAGACUUUGACGCUGUGGUCCUUCCUGAGAAGAAGAAGCUGGAGCCCACAAAGCCUGAGCCCUUCAGGAUGCUCCUGGAUGAACGUGGUGCUGUGAAGAACAGUCGCUGGGAACAGAUGGUGAAAGAAGAGCAGAAACAACAGGAGGAAGCAGCAAUAUUCAAAGCCAGACCCAACACAGUCACUCACAAAGAGCCUUUCCAACCCAAGAAGGAGAGCCGGUCUGCAAUAGGCAUCAAUUCCUCCACAGUUGUCGAGGCCUUCGAGCUGUCAACAGAGCGAAGGGCCCGGGAGCGGCAGGAGUAUGAGCGAGUGGCUAGCGAGAAGGAGGCUCUCAGGGCGCUCAUGGAGGAGGAUCAGAGACGAGAGGAGGAGCAGAGACAGAGGGAUGAGAUCGCAAGGCUGCGGCAAGAACAGGUCCACAAGGCUCAGCCCAUCAGACACUACAAACCUGUAGCAGUGAAGAAGAGUGAGGUUCCCCUCACCGUCCCCCACUCACCAAAUUUCUCUGAUCGAUUCCGCCUGUGAUCAACCUCUCGUGCUCCUGUGUAUAUACCUGCAUCUUUUACUACUUCAGAUGUUUGGUUGAGUUUUGACAUCAUGAGGUGUUUGUCAGUAGAACACUGGCUUUAAUGUUGUAAAUAGACUUGUGUAUUUCAAAUGACUGAAGUUCUGUUUUUACUAUUUCAUGUUGAGCUUUAGAUUUUAACUGUGCUGAAUAAUCUUUCUCUUCCUGCUAUAUUAACUUUUAAUAAAGGUUAUGAA